AUGAAUCUCCUCUACUCGACCGUAAAUACCCUCCGCGACCGGUAUACUCCGGUCUCGCACAAGUCCACCUUCCGCCAGACCGGCCAGAUCACCCCAGAGGAGUUCGUCGCAGCGGGCGACUACCUCGUCUACAAGUUCCCGACCUGGUCCUGGGGCGACGCGGACUCCGACAGCCGCCGCGUCAGCUAUCUUCCGCCCGGGAAGCAGUAUCUCGUCACGCGCAACGUCCCCUGCAACCGCCGUCUCGACGACGACUUUGCCGGCGAUGCUGGCCAUGAGGAGGCCGUCGUCGAAGGGGCCAAGGGCGACGAUGAUGACGGCUGGCUGCGUACGGGCGGCCUGGCGAGCUCACAGCCUUUAAAGGUCAGGGAGGUGCGGACAGUGGAUGACUCGGGUAACGUUGGCGAGAGGGAGAUUGUUGAUGACGACGAGAUUCCGGAUAUGGAGGACGAGGAUGACGAUGAGGCUAUCAUCCGUGAUGCAGGAGACAACGGCAAGAAUAGCGGCCGCCGAACAUACACUCUUUACAUUAUGUAUUCUACCUACUAUCGCACACCUCGCCUCUACCUUUCGGGCUACCUCCCCGACGGACAACCACUACCGCCACACGCAAUGAUGGAUGACAUCGUUGGCGACUACAAGGACAAGACGGUGACGCUCGAAGACUUCCCGUUCUUCGCGAACAACAUCAAGAUGGCAAGUGUGCACCCCUGCAAGCACGCAUCUGUCAUGAAAACGCUUCUCGACCGCGCCGACGCCGCUCUGCGCAUCCGACGUGAGAAGCUGCGAGCCGGCAAGGCGGUGGGCGGAGACCAGGGCAUGGAGGGGCUUGUGGACGAACUCGGCAAGCUCGAUGUGAAGGACGCUCAGGCCGCCGCCGAUAAGAACGACGAGUGGGAAGAGGUUGAGCAAAGCGAGGUUUACGACCAAGAGGUUGCCAUCCGGGUGGAUCAGUAUCUGGUUGUUUUCCUAAAGGUAACCAUUUCCCCUUGUGAGCAAGAUUAUGAGGAUUUGCUGACGAUGUUACAGUUCAUGGCUAGUGUGACGCCUGGUAUCGAGCACGAUUUCACAAUGGGAGUGUAA
Molecule: messenger RNA, 1083 nt
Organism: Colletotrichum truncatum
Lineage: Eukaryota; Fungi; Ascomycota; Sordariomycetes; Glomerellales; Glomerellaceae
Source: RefSeq, a predicted model, not a curated record